Messenger RNA from Diachasmimorpha longicaudata, 2181 nucleotides. Its product is annotated as cytochrome b5-related protein-like. Gene Ontology annotation, biological process: lipid metabolic process. Lineage: Eukaryota; Metazoa; Arthropoda; Insecta; Hymenoptera; Braconidae. The coding region runs from base 407 to 1690 and encodes 427 amino acids. The record is from RefSeq and is a predicted model, not a curated record. Gene Ontology annotation, molecular function: heme binding. The transcript has 5 exons.
UCUCGAAUUUGCUGUGCGGUAAAAUAGCUGAUUGCGAGUGCAUUUGUUGCUUAAAAAAUUUAACAUAAUUUAUCCAUCUUCGUGAUGUCAUUGAAAUAAUUCUUGUUUGAAUCUGGAAAGAAUUUUUCCGGACGAAAGGUUGAGUAAAAAUUACCGAAGCAGUUCAACAACCGGUUACAGAAUCGACUGGGAAAUUUUACCUGAAAUUAUUAUAAUUUUUCACUGGCGAUUCAGAUAACAAUUAUGGAACGUACCGGAAAAAUUCCGUAAAAUUUCCUAUAAUUGCACUUAACUCCGGAAUUACGGGGAGGAUAUGGAAUUUUUAUUGAAUAUUUUACUCUGUGUGAUAUUGUUGAGUUAGAAGACAGAUAAAUAAGUGGAAAAAUUGAAGGUUUGAGACGAAAUAAUGAAGCCAACGUUGACGAGUUCGAUUCCGGGGUUGGCGGAGUUUCCAGCGAGAUUUGAUAAAAUACCCACGGGGGAUGGAUGGGUGGAGGGUAGGAGGAAGCUCGAUGGGGCAGAAGGGUUGUGGAGGAUCGAUGAUCGACUGUAUGAUCUCACGAAUUUCCUGAACAAACAUCCUGGCGGCUCCGAGUGGCUCACUAUCACUAAAGGAACUGAUAUUACGGAAUUGUUCCAGAGUCAUCAUUUGACGGACAAAGCGGAAAAAUUAUUGCCUAAAUUUUACAUCCGCGAUGCAGUCGAACCGAGACCAAUUCCCCUGACGUUUGAUAAGAAUGGAUUUUAUAAAAAAUUCAAGGAGAGAGCGGUCAUUGCUCUGAAGGACGUUGACUUUCAUCGACCAGCUUUUAAAUCAAAUUUACUUGCUGAUUCGCUGGCCAUCGCAACUUUAAUUUUGUGCGUCAUCACGGCAAUGACAGAAUCGCGACUUGGACUCAUUAUCGCAGGAAACAUGAUGGCGUUCACAGUAAUAGCGGCUCACAACUACUUCCACAUGCGCGAUAAUUUUCGAAUGUACUAUUUCGACAUGUGUCUGAUGUCAUCCCGAGAAUGGCGAAUAACUCAUGCAAUGAGUCAUCACAUGUAUCCAAAUACAAUUUGGGAUUUUGAAAUAAUGUCCCUCGAGCCAUUGCUGCAAUAUUUGCCAAAAAUUCCAGCAACAAUAUCACGAAAGAUCUCAUGGCUCUAUUCUCCGAUCAUCUAUUUUGUCGUAUUUCAUUCACAAGGAGUGAAAAGAUACGUAGAAGUAUUUUUGGUGCGCCAGAAAUUUGAAUUCCGCGAUAUAGUGCCAUUCAUAAUUCCAACAGUGAUGUUCUAUGUGACUGGGAAUUUAUCGAUAACUGUUAAGUACUGGAUGCUUAUCAUCGCCGUCGCGAGUUUUGUUUUUCACGCGAUCGGUCUCAACGGAGCGCAUCAUCAUCCCGAAAUUUUCCACGAUGGCGAUCAUCCCAGGAAUGACCUCGAUUGGGGAUUACUGGAGCUGGACACUGUGAGAGAUCGUGAUGUAAUCGAUAACAAUUAUUUCUUCAAUCUGACCCAAUACGGCCAUCACAGUCUUCAUCAUCUGAUGCCAACAGUCGAUCAUGGUUACUUACAUCUGUGUGUACCAGCCCUUACGGAAACUUGCCGUGAAUUUGGCAUCAACAUGGUCAAUUUCUCACCCUUGGAGCUCAUCAAGGGGCAAUUUAGACAAUUACGAAGAGUGAAACCGCGAAAAAAUUAUCUAUAAGAGGAUCUUCUCUUAAAAAUUUAAUUAUCUUGGGGAAAAAAAUGUGGCUAUCACAAUCGAUACAUCCUCCUUGCUAUCAAUAUAGUAUAUAAUAUACCAUUUCAACACGCCUGCACAGGAAAAAUUGUAUAUGAGCAUUUGUUAUCGGGAGAACGGAAGCAAAGUGAGCAUUUUCCAGUCUAGGAGGGGAAGUUCUCUAGCUAAGACUUUUCUCCCUAGAACGGAAAAUGCUCGCUUUCCUCCCGCUUAUCAGUGAGUAACAUGCGAACUUUCUGUCCAGAUGUGUAGAAAGAUACUAUUGAUUUAUAGAUCUGCAAAUUCUCGAUUUAUCGAUUGAGUGGCGCACGAUUUAAUGCAUCAAAUUCCUCCAAAAAUACUGGAAUUUUCAUGAUUAAUUUUCAUUCAAAUAUCCAAGUGUUAUUUUAUCUUAUCCAAUGAUAAUUGUUAACAACUGCAGUUACUUAAUAAAACGUAUCUGAUACAGCAAGAAA